AGGCAGCCAUGGAUCUCAAAACAAGGAAUAUUUUGCCUCUAUUGUUCUUGGCAAUGGCUGCUACUACAAAUGCAUUUCUUGUUUGUAUUCCACGUCCUCCAAUUUCCCUUUCAUUCCCUUUCUCGAUUCCAAUAUUCUGCCCACCACCACCUACUCCAUCUCCACCGCCGCCUCCUCCAUCACCGCCUCCUCCAUCACCACCUCCUCCAUCUCCACCGCCUCCAUCACCACCUCCUCCCCCACUUCGAUCUCCACCGCCUCCUCCAUCACCGCCUCCUCCAUCUCCACCGCCUCCUCCAACACCAGUGAUUUUGCCACCACUACCACCACUGAUUCCUCCGACUCCAGUCGUUUUGCCACCACUACUUCCUCCGACUCCAGAUAUUUUGCCACCACUGCUUCCUCCGACUCCAACUCCUGCUCCAGAUGUUUUACCACCACUACCACCACUGCUUCCUCCGACUCCUGCUCCUGCUCCAGAUGUUUUGCCACCACUACCCCCACUGCUUCCUCCAACUCCUGCACCAGAUGUUUUGCCACCACUACCUCCACUGCUUCCUCCGACUCCUGCACCAGAUGUUUUGCCACCACUACCUCCACUGCUUCCUCCGACUCCUGCUCCUGCUCCAGAUGUUUUGCCACCACUGCUUCCCCCGACUCCUGAGGCUUUGCCACCACUACCACCACUGCUUCCCCCGACUCCUGAACCUUUACCACCACUAUCUCCAGAUGUUUUGCCACCACUAUCCCCAUUCCUUCCUCCGACUCCUGAGGCUUUGCCACCACUUGCUCCAACUCCAGCGGAAGGAUGAACCAACAACACUAAAUCUGGUUCGCAUGACUAUUACGUCCUGCACCUCUACUACUAAUCUACUAUCAUUCCACACAAUAAGAAGCCAUGUGCUUCCGCCAUCAAUGUAUCAUCACAACUUAACCAGAUUAUUUAAACACUUGUACCAUUAUAUUACUACAUUAUAUUUAUAUAUCAUCCGCGUGCUUAACCAUCUA
Messenger RNA from Salvia hispanica, 1008 nucleotides. The record is from RefSeq and is a predicted model, not a curated record. Lineage: Eukaryota; Viridiplantae; Streptophyta; Magnoliopsida; Lamiales; Lamiaceae.